GUUGUUUGUUUGUUUGUUUACUUUGACGUCUUUUGUCUUUUGACAGCUGGAGGAACGAAGUUCUUCUGCUUUUCACAUUUCUUUUAAGUACCCUCCUGAACUGUUGCCUUUCUGAUCAAGACUAACUUAUAUUUUUACCUUGAGAAAGGGCGACCCUUUCUCAAGAUAGUACACACCUUUCAGGUUUAUUGGACAACAUUUAAAAAUGCUUGGCAAAAGAGUAAUUGAUGAUGAACCUGAUUACACUCUGGAAGAUGAAGUGGUCCAGGAGGUACUCAAAGAAGGAACUGACUUGCGCCAAUACUCUCAUCAGAUUGAACUGGAGUUACGAGAGGUGGAGAACCAAGCAAUCAAAGAUUAUACCAAGGAGAGUACCAAUAUUGCGCAUCUUCACAACCAAAUCACAGGUUGUGACACCAUUUUAGAGCGUAUGGAGACUAUGCUCCUUGGAUUCCAGUCAGAUCUUGGAAGCAUAAGUACUGAGAUUUUAUGUCUUCAAAAAAAAUCCAUUGACAUGAGCCAAAAACUCCAGAACCGUCAAGCCGUCCGGGCGCCUAUUGCUCAGUUUAUAAAUGACCUGGCGGUCUCCGAGGCUCUCAUUAUAGGAAUUGUUGAAGAGCCAGUUGCUGAAAAAGAAUUUUUGUCUCAACUUAAGGUUUUGAAUCAAAAAAUCAACUUUAUGAAAGAGCAAACUUUUAAAGAUACACGUUCAUCACAGGAUGUGAGAGAUAUAGUUGAGAAAUUGAAGCUUAAAGCAAUUGCUAAGAUCCGAUCUUAUCUCCUGGAACAAAUUUCAAAGUUUAGAAAACCAAAUGCUAAUUUUCAGGUUCCUCAAAAUAAUAUGUUAAAAUUCAAAUUCUUUUUUGAGUUUAUCAUGACCAAUGAAAGAAACGUGGCUGAGGAGAUUUGUGCUGAGUACAUUGAUACUAUGUCAAAAAUAUAUUAUACAUACUUUAAGGCAUACUCCUCCAGAGUUUCUAAGCUCCAGUUUGAAGAACAUGCAAGUAGAGAUGAUCUGAUGGGCAUUGAAGAGACAGGAUCUCGUGGUCUAUUCUACAAGACACCAUUAAAGAAUAAAAGCACAGUAUUCACAAUUGGAAGCAGAGGAGAUGUUUUGAGCCCUGAGGGUUUGGAGGCUCCAAUAAUCGUCCCACAUGCUGCUCAAAAAUGUGAUGCGAGGUAUCCAUUCGAGGCUCUAUUUAGAAGUGAACAAUUUGCCCUGGUUGACAAUAGUUGUCGAGAAUACCUUUUCAUAUGUGAAUUUUUCAUGAUGGGUGGGUCUGCUGCCAUGGAAUUUUUUGAUCAAGUCAUGGGAAAAACCUUGGGUCUACUAGUUAAAAAUCUUGACACAUACGCCCAGGAUUGUUAUGAUACAAUUGCCUUGUUCCUGUCUGUUCACAUCAUAUUACGCUAUCAAUUGCUCUGUCACAAGAGGGCUGUCCCUGCGCUUGAUCAAUACUUUGACAGCCUUCAGAGUAUCAUCUGGCCUAGGUUUGAGUUUGUAUUUCAGCAAAACAUUCAAAGUGUCAGAGAUUGUGAUCCAACCAAAUUUGGGAAAGAGAUGCGGCCUCAUGCUAUAACGCGGCGGUACGCCGAGUACAGUGCUGCCAUACUCGGCAUAAGCGAGAACUUCCCAAAUGAUUUGGUGACUCGUCUGCUUGCUGAGCUUCAAGAAGAAGUUGAGUUGUUUAUUUUACGAAUGGCAGCUAUAUUUCAACUACGUAAGGAGCAGCUUAUUUUUCUUAUAAAUAAUUAUGACAUGGUUUUAAGCGUUUUAACUGAGAGGACAAGAGAAAACUCAAAGGAAGGUGAAUGUUUCCGUGAGUUGCUCUCCUCACGGAGUUCUGAAUAUGUUGAAGAAAUCCUCUCACCUCAUUUCGGUGGUCUUAUGCAGUUUGUCAAAGAAGGUGAAGCAUUAGUUGAAAAAAAUCAGGCAGAAGAACUUAAAAAGCAAGAAAAGAAAUCCUUGGCACUUGUACAAGCAUUCAAUUCCAACUGGAAACGAUCUUUAGAGGAUCUGAACAAGGAAGUUCUUACAUCAUUUUCCAAUCUUGUAACGGCUUCAUCGUUACUUCAGUUAGCCCUCACCCAGUUGGUACACUACUAUCAUCGCUUCCAUAAGCUUCUUUCAUCAUCUGGCCGAGCCCAACUUACUAACAUUCACCAUAUCAUGGUUGAAGUUAAGAAAUACAAAACAUGUUUCUCAUAAGAAUGGUGAUAGUAAUAAAUUUUAGCUGUACAAAAUCAAA
Frankliniella occidentalis (western flower thrips) is the source of this 2249-nucleotide messenger RNA. It is a transcript of the gene Vps52, whose product is annotated as vacuolar protein sorting-associated protein 52 homolog. Gene Ontology annotation, cellular component: GARP complex. Lineage: Eukaryota; Metazoa; Arthropoda; Insecta; Thysanoptera; Thripidae. Gene Ontology annotation, molecular function: syntaxin binding. The record is from RefSeq and is a predicted model, not a curated record. Gene Ontology annotation, biological process: Golgi to vacuole transport; retrograde transport, endosome to Golgi; lysosomal transport. The transcript has 13 exons. The coding region runs from base 206 to 2209 and encodes 667 amino acids.